Messenger RNA from Rhopalosiphum maidis (corn leaf aphid), 2034 nucleotides. It is a transcript of the gene l(2)dtl, whose product is annotated as denticleless protein homolog B. The transcript has 9 exons. The record is from RefSeq and is a predicted model, not a curated record. Gene Ontology annotation, biological process: mitotic G2 DNA damage checkpoint signaling; proteasome-mediated ubiquitin-dependent protein catabolic process. Lineage: Eukaryota; Metazoa; Arthropoda; Insecta; Hemiptera; Aphididae. Gene Ontology annotation, molecular function: protein-macromolecule adaptor activity; protein binding. Bases 265 to 1881 code for a protein of 538 amino acids. Gene Ontology annotation, cellular component: nucleus.
GCGAAAACGCCAAAAACACCGAAAACUUUGCUUAAUGUUAAUUGUCCAAUUGACCAUGCCAGAUGUUUAUUACAACAUUUACAAUUAAGUAGUAUUAGUUGUUCCUAAUUAGAGUAUAAUUAUAUGAUAGUUUCAACAACUACUGUUUCAGAAUUUGAUACUAGUGAAUGUUUAAUAAUAUUACUACCAUAAUAUCGAAUAAUCGUAUUUCAUGUUGUUCGGGUUUAUCUUAUUUUAAUUAAUCUAAGAUUCAUUCGCGGAAUUAUGGAUACGAUUAAUAUACUAAAUUAUUUAGAAAAAAGACAACUUGGCUAUGCCGGAUUUAAAAGUAAAUUGAGUUACAUGUUUAUUGAUAAGAUUGGUUAUAUAUCUCAAUCAAAUGAUACGGACAACUCAAAUAUCGGGAAUACUUUUGCUUGCAAGUUCAGUAGGAAUAAAAACAAUUUACAUAUAGUUGGUUGUUCAACUGAACACGGAGAAAUAAUUGUUCUAAAUACUGUUGGUCAUUUCAAUGACCAAGAAAAACAGUAUAGAAGAAAUCAUGUACAUGACAAUGCUAUUUUUAACUUCGCAUGGGCUGAGCCACAAAUGAAAUUAAUAACGGCUUGUGGAGACCAAUCAACUAAAUUAUGUAAUUUAAACCCAUCAGGGAGGCUAGAUGAAGAAAGAGAAUUUAUGUACAGUUCAUCUGUUAAAUGUGUAAUGUUUUGUCCUGGAUCUUCAGAUGUAUUUUGUGGUGGAAGCCAAGAUGGUUCAAUAAAAAUCUGGGAUGCGCGUGUAAAUAAUGGUCAUAGAGUUUUGGAAUUUGAACAUAAUAUACCUAAUACACACGGUAUUUAUGAACCAAUGUCAAAAAAAAAAAAAUCAAGAAAAAUAUUUGGAGUAUCUUCUGUGAUAUUUAAAACUGAUCAAACUGUUAUAUCUUGUUCUUCUAUGGAUUAUGCUAUAAAAUUAUGGGACUUACGUAAAAGUUACCGCCAAGUCAAUGGUAAUAUAGAACCAUUACCACUUACAAAAUAUUUUAAUGGAAAUAAAACUUCUCCGCGAUUUAAUGCUUAUACAGAUAUAAUAAUAAAUCCCCAAUCUACUUUGAUGUAUGCUAGUUGUAUAGACAAUCGUAUUUAUUGUUAUUCAUUGGAGUCUACAGAAACAAAGCCAAUAUGCAUAUAUAGUGGUCAUUUACAUGAAACUACAUACUCUAAAAUUAGUAUUAGUCAUGAUGGUCGUUAUCUGUUUAGUGGUUGUAUGAACAAUAUGGGUCUUAUAUGGUCGACAGAUUUUCCGUAUAAAGAAAAACCAAUGUUUGAAAUAAAAAGUAGUUGUUCCUUUUCUAAAAAAGAAUUGAGUGCUUCAGAUUGGUGUGCAGAUCCAGCAAGUACUAAACUUGUUACAAGUAGUGACUCAAUGCCUGAAAUGUGGUCAAUACUUACGCUUGAACAAAGAAAAUCUGAACAAUCUUCAUUUCAUCGAACUUCAUCUUAUACACCAAAAUCUUUUUCAACGAAAAUUUCUACUGUUCCGAUCAAAUUCGAAACUGAACUCGGAGAAAAAUUUAAAAAAGAAACUGAAGAAACAAUGAGCAAUUGGGAUAUUCAAAAUCAAAACAUAGUUCCAAUGGCAGAAGAUUUAAAUGUCACUCCUAAAAAACCAUGGAAUGUAUUAUUUAAUACAAAGACAACAUUUCCAUCAUCCAUAUCAUCUCAGAAUGAAAUAACAUCCACACAUUCUGCGCUUGAAGAUUCUAAUAUGAUUCCUGAAGCGGUUACACCAACUUCAAGUAAAAAACGAAAAAAAAGUGUUGUAUCCCCAAGAAGCUUAAUUGACCAAUACUUGGUCCCAAAUAGCAAACGUGAAAAAUUGGAUACUGUUAAUGAAAUAUAGUUGUUAAUUUAAAUUAUAAAAUAAAUCCAAUGAUUAUAUUAUAUGGACUGACUAUUUUUAUGAACGUUGGAAAUUUGUGUUACUUUUAAAAAUAAUAUAUUUUUUUAUGGCAUUAAUUUUUGAUUAUCUUGUAUAUGUAUAUUUUUUUAUAAA